Molecule: messenger RNA, 4603 nt
Organism: Miniopterus natalensis
Lineage: Eukaryota; Metazoa; Chordata; Mammalia; Chiroptera; Miniopteridae
Gene: ATPSCKMT
Product: ATP synthase c subunit lysine N-methyltransferase
Biological process (GO): positive regulation of proton-transporting ATP synthase activity, rotational mechanism; regulation of mitochondrial ATP synthesis coupled proton transport; peptidyl-lysine trimethylation
Cellular component (GO): mitochondrion
Molecular function (GO): protein-lysine N-methyltransferase activity
Source: RefSeq, a predicted model, not a curated record
ACUUAUUUAAGAUUUUUAGUAAAAUCUGAUUCUUGUCUCUUCUGUUAUUUCAAAUUGUGUAUUUACAACUGGAUUAGAGGUACCUGACCAAUUUUGGUGUGAAAUCCUUUCAUCUUCUUUGAAAUAGGGUAAUAAUUAGAUAUUUUCAUGCUUAUUUGUUUAUGAGGCUUUGUUCUGAACCAUGAAAGUAUAAAGUUCAUGGUUAACAUUUGUAUUAACAGAUAUUGAAUUGAUAAAAUACCGAAUAGGUAUGAAUGCAUUGUUUUCUAAGGAUGACUCCAGACACAAAAAAUAAAAUGUUGCAAAGAAAAGAUUUAGUCUUUCAUUAGUAUCAAAUAAUUUUCUCUAAAACACCUUAGUUUAAUUGAUGGAAUUUAGAACUCAUUCUGGAAUCUUAUACUUGUAAUUUAAAUUAUAUUCAGCUAAAUUAUCUUUCUUCAAAAAGCAUGAGUUUAUUUGCCAAUAAGAAUUGUAGAAAAAUACUACCUUAUAUUUCAGAUUUGGGGCUACCUAUAUAUUUUCUGCUUGCUCUCAAUCUAGGUACACCCCCAGAAAUAUUUAAAGAAGAAAGUCGGUCAGGAUGUGUUCCACCUACAAGUCUUGAAGCCAGUGGUUUGAAGAAGAGCAGCUGGGGCUUCUUAAUUACUGGGAUUGUUGGUGGGACACUGGUGGCUGUGUAUGCCGUGGCUACUCCAUUUAUAACACCGGCCCUCCGGAAAAUCUGCUUGCCUUUCGUACCUGCAACUACAAAGCAGAUUGAAAAUGUUGUGGCAAUGUUGCGAAGCAGAAGAGGACCUCUGGUGGACAUCGGUAGUGGCGACGGUCGGAUUGUGAUAGCAGCUGCAAAGGAAGGAUUCACAGCUGUUGGCUAUGAAUUAAACCCAUGGCUAGUUUGGUACUCCAGGUACCGCGCCUGGCGAGAAGGGGUACAGCACUUGGCCAAAUUUUAUAUUUCAGAUUUGUGGAAGGUUACUUUUUCGCAGUACUCAAAUGUUGUUAUUUUUGGGGUGCCUCAGAUGAUGCUGCAGUUGGAGAAGAAACUUGAGCGUGAACUUGAGGGUGACGCUAGAGUCAUUGCUUGCCGGUUCCCUUUCCCCCACUGGACCCCAGACCAGGUCACCGGAGAGGGGAUAGACACUGUGUGGGCUUAUGACGUGAGCACUUUGAGAAGGCGUGAAAAGAGGCCCUGAAGGUCGAUGCAUUUUCAGUCUGUCAUUUGAAUAUAAAAGUUAUUGAGAGUGUUUUUCUGUCCUGUUGGUGGUCUUUGAUUUUAUGGAGACUUGUAGCUGUGUGUUUAGCAAAGAGUGUAUUUUUGUUUGCCAUGGUGGAGAAAUUACUGUUAUUUUCCUUAAUUUUUGGAGAAAACAAGUUAAGAACAGCAGGUAGAUUUAAAGUCUCCUUUCAUGAUAUAUUGUAAAAAAUGUGCUUACAGCUUUUCAUGCACUUGGAUGUAUGAAAAUAGGCAUAAGUGAUGGAUGUUGAUGGGUGGGAAAGAUGUGGACAACUCUUCACAUGAUAGAGAAUGUGAUUUAAUGCCGCAGAUGAGAAGAAACAGUUUUAAAGACGUGUGUAUUAGUGUUUGCAAUUUCCUAUAACUUUUUCAUACUGAAGAUUUAUCUCUUUCUUCUCUAUAGGUCACGACAAAAUUAAUUUUCUAAGGGAUUUAGAGAGACAUUUAUAUUUUAUAGCAUUUAUUAGAAAUACUUUGUUCCUAGGCUUGAGGAUUACUGUAUUUUAUGGACUCUAAGAUGACUAUGUGUGUGUGUGUGUAUGUGUGUGUAUAAAUAUUUUAACAUUUCUGAAGAAAUUGUGAGGUUUCUUCCAGCUGAUGGUGUUUUAUAGCUGUAACGGACAGUGUUGUACGUAAUCAACUACCAUUGAUAGAAUCUCAGAUUUGAUGAAAUAGAGCCUUCAGAGAAGAUACAUGAUGCAGUGGAGUGGUUGGCAAUGAUUUAAUAGUAAAAUAAAUGAUCGUGAACUUCGGGGUAAGCCAGACCUGGGUUCAGAUCCUUGCUGAACCCUCAGCAGGAGGCCUUGGACAGUGACUUGCGCUCUCAGAACCUUGGUUUCCUGAGUAUCCCUGUCAUUGAGAUAAUGAUGUACUGAACAUGGGGACUGAUUUGUAAAACUCACAGUAUUUAGUCUUUGGUCUGUAAAUUAUAUUUAUUAUUAAUUUAGAUGCUGAUGAAAAGCUUAUUCACAGAAGGUGCAGAUUAUUUCUGCUAGUCACUAUUUUAUGAAAGCAGCCAUUUAUUUAAUCACAUUUAUGAGAAGAGACUUGACCAAAUUUAGAUAAAGACAAGUUAAGGAAAACCUUUGAAUUUGAGUAGACAGGCUUCAUAUAUCUGAAAAAUUAAUAUUGAAUGGUGGCUCGGCUAAUCCCUGCUUAUCACAGAAAAGAAUUGAACUCCCAGCCAUACAACUUGUAACCUAAAUACCAAACUGCCUUAGAGAUCCGAUAAAGUUGAUGGUUUGUGUCUUUUACUAAACUGAUAAAAAUGUGAUCAAUUUGAUAAUUUUUAUUUAAAUGAGAAGUAACUGGGAACUCAUUAAUUCACUCAGCAAAUAUGGAGUGUCUACUGUGUAAUAGCUUUUCUGAUUCAAUGGUGAAUGGACAGGCAAAGCCCCUAAUCUUAGGGAAUUUAUAUUCUGGAAGCGGGAGACAAAGAAAUAGGUGAGUAAAUGUUGGUAUGUGUGAAGUUCUUGGAAAGGUAGCAGUGUGAUAGUACAGAGAGCAACUGCAACUGUGGGUUGUGGGUGAGGGGAUGGGGUGUUGUGGACAUCUGUCAGGGUCGUGGCUACCACUCUCUCCCCCAUUCUCACCAGGUGAAUGCUCUGCUCUGCUGUGCAGCUUUGCUGCCUGCCCCUCGCUGUCACCUUGCUCUGGUCAGCCCUGAAACUUGCCCGGCAUGCUUGGAGAGAGAUGCAUUGUAGCUCACUGCCAGGGCGGUGGUGGGCAGACGCAGAUGUAUUCCAGGUGGAUUUGUAGAGGCAUCAGGUUCUAUGCAGGGUCAUGUAUAAUUUGCCACUUUUGGGGUUUCUCCUUCAGUUUCUCAAGAAUUAGAUGAUGCUUGAUCCUGCAACCUCAAAGUUUCAUAGAAGUAUUGUGAUUCACGGAACCUGCAAUAUCUUCAACCGUUUUUUAAAAUUGUGCCUUUAAGUAAGAACUAUUCAAUGAGGUUUGUUCCUGUAGAGGUUAUUGUGGCUUCCCUGACUGGCUGGUUUGAAUUUUUAUCAGUUACUAGGUUGAGGAUAUGAUCAAAUUUGCACAUGACACAAGGAAGAGAAUGGCAGCUACCAUGUUUGAUGUCAAAAGUAGGGCUCAGAAAUGUCUGUGCAGAUUGAAAUCAGGGAUGAGUACUAAUCUGGUAAAAUUUAAAUUGAAAAAAACAAACAGAAAUAGAAAUAUAGCUUCAGGUGAUGCAGCCUGACAGGAGCCAUUGUGAACAGAGACCUGCAGGGCCCAUCCAGGUCAGUGACUUGAGCUCAUUGCCAUCUGAAUGCGUCUUUCCCAAAAGUAUGGCCCCAGGAUUGCAACCUAGGUAUUCCAGGUGCGCCUCAUGAGACCCUCAGUCAGUCUGGCAUUCAGAUUCCUUGAAAUGCUUAGCUUCACAUGUGUACAUGAAACCAAGUUUAAAAGAUUUAAGAAAUGAGACUCUUUUCUAUGUACACUGUGUUUACCACUGCUGAGUGAGUGGCAUACACCAUGACAAGUUUUAACCAAACAGAAUAGAAAAAAUCCAAGAUUCCUGACAUUUAAACCACAUAUCCAGGUACUUCCUCUCUGCCAAAGUACUUUCCCCGAUGGCCGAAUGUAUGAAAGACCUGCUGUAAAGAAAUAAAUGUUCUCAAGUCCAGGAGUCUUCUAAGCUUGUGCUACAAUCUGAAUUUCCUAGCUCGGGCUUGGCUUAGUGCAUUCCAGGAAAGACCUCUGAGUCAUUGCAGUGUAUGCUACAGGAGUCUACUUAAGUCUCAACAGACAAACAAGAAACACAUAGUUUGGUUGUGUGGUGUGUCUUUCACUUAUUAGGGCCACAGUGUGCCCAGCUCUUCAUUAAGAUGUUGAUGUGAUCUAGGCCACAGUGGCGAAGUCUGCAGGCCUCUGACCCGGGCCACCUGUCCCGGAGCAGGGGACACCAGGGCGCCUGCCAAAGGAGGGGUGCAGACACUGCUCCCUCCUACCUAACAGUCAUUGCCCCUCUUCCUUAGUAACAGAAUACCCAGUUUUUCGGACAUUGAUGUGUUCAGAACGAUGGGCUCUGCUGGUUGUUUGGUCCCCUUUCUUGGGCAUCGGAGUGGGUUGUGGGCAUGUGACCCAGUUCUUGCCAGUGAGGUUUGAGGGACAUCUGCUGGGAGCUUUGAGAAAGGUUUUGUUGCUGAUGGAAGGAGCUGCUGGCGGAGUGAGCGGUAACACCUGAAGUUUUAGCAGCUACCUUGCAACCACCAGGGAAAGUGAAUGCCAAGCUACUAAGGCUGGUGGAGCAGAAAGAUGGAAAGACUGUGGGUCUUUGAUGAUGCCACUGAGUUGCUGAACCAACCUGGAGCCUCUGACUUCAAGACAUCUUGUUAAGUGAGGUAAUAAACACAUGUUGUUUUUAAUCUG